Hemibagrus wyckioides is the source of this 1668-nucleotide messenger RNA. RefSeq names its product serine and arginine rich splicing factor 10a (gene srsf10a). The coding region runs from base 93 to 893 and encodes 266 amino acids. The transcript has 6 exons. NCBI's taxonomy places the organism in Eukaryota, Metazoa, Chordata, Actinopteri, Siluriformes, Bagridae. Gene Ontology annotation, molecular function: RNA binding. The record is from RefSeq and is a predicted model, not a curated record.
CGAACGCGCAUGCGCAGAACUCGACGUUGGCGGCCUACGAGAAAAAAGGUGCUCCGGUGUGCCUCGGCAAUUUAUAGUCGGUUUAGUGCGACAUGGCGCGGUAUUUGAGACCACCAAACACUUCUCUUUUCAUCAGGAAUAUCUCUGAUGAAAGCAGGCCAGAGGAUUUGCGUCGUGAGUUCGGUCGUUACGGCCCUAUUGUAGAUGUCUACAUUCCCGUUGACUUCUAUUCCCGUCGGCCAAGAGGAUUUGCAUACAUUCAGUUCGAGGAUGUCCGCGACGCCGAAGACGCGCUGCACAACCUGGACCGGAAGUGGGUCUGCGGACGGCAGAUUGAGAUCCAGUUCGCCCAAGGAGACAGGAAGACCCCGAGUCAGAUGAGGUCCAAAGAAAGGCGUUCUCCUCGCAGCUUCUCCAGAUACGAUGAUUACGAGCGCGACGGCCGCUACCGCCGCUCCCGGAGUCGCAGCUAUGACAGACGCCGGUCUCGCAGCCCCUCAUACGAGCGCAGACCCCGCCGCUCCGACAGUCCCAGAGACUCCCGCUCUUAUGGCAGACACAGGCGAAGCAGAAGCCGUGACAAUGACAGGUCAAGGCACAGACGAGAGCACGGCCGAGGGCAUCGCGCCGCUCCUUCCCGCAGCCGCUCGGGUUCACGUUCCCCCUCCCCCGACUCCAGGAUGAAGAUGAAGAACAGGAAGUCCCGUUCUGGGUCGCGUUCGCCUCAUCCGACUCCAAACAAGGAGGCACCCCAAUCCAGCGGUGCGCAAGAGGACGAGGACACCCGCCCCAGAUCGGCUUCUCGCUCCUGCUCUCGCUCAGUCUCGCGUUCCCGGUCACGUUCCCGCUCGCGCUCCAGAUCCUGGGCCGGACGCAAAUCCGGCGGCCAUUAGGACUCUCUGUGUGAGGAGCGGAGUCGUUCAAUAAUAUAACUCAUGCAGCUCUCGGGCAAACUGAUCAUGUAAAGGCCAUUUUUUGGGGUGGGGGGGGUUACUACUUUUUCUUUUUUCUUUUUUUUUGCAGGUUUGCUCGGGGACACGUCUGAUUCCUGUCUCCUGUCCAGCAGCAGAUUUCAGGAUCAGUGGAUGUUCAUCACCGAUUAUUAAUCAGAUGUAAUCCAGUGUAUUUUUUUUUUUUUUUUUGUUUUUAAUAGCUUAGUUUAGUGUUCAUUUUGGUGAUUUCGCAAAAAUGAAAGCACCAAGACAUGACGUGUCUAGACCCGGUAUACGCCUUUUGAUCAAAAAAAGGAUGCAGGUUUAUCGAAUCCGAUUCAUGCUCGUAUUUUCUGUUUAGGCAAAUAGUUAGCAACGGGCGCAUUGUAGAGAGUGCGGUAUUUUCAGUGUUUAUUUUCUGUAAUGAAUAUGAAUGUUUUCGGUUUGUACAAAUCUUUAUUUUAAACUCGUCUAGCUGAACCGGCUGUUAUCUUUCCCCCGAUAUCCCGUAAACGUCUCGUAGAAACUCGGUUGUCUUCCAGGAGAUUAUACAUCAAGAAGCGUUUUUUCCUUCCCCUUUUUUAAAAACAAGAAAGUUUGUUAAAUGUGUUCUUGAUUUCCGUAUCCUGUCCUACAGCAAUGUUUUACUCUUUUUCAUGCUAAAGAUGGAUCAGAGGAGAGGGAGAGAGAUCUCCUGUAUGUGAAUAAAAAUGUACCCUUUGGUUGUUUAAAAUAA